CAGACGAAGGAUGGAGCUGAGAGGAGCCUGUGUUGUGCUGGGGCUGCUGCUGCUGCUCAACGUCUCUGUGCAACAAAACCCAACCAAGAGGAAACCACCCAAGAAAGAGGAAACCAAAAAUACAGCAAUUGAGGAUCUACAAAAACAGAUCAAUGACAUCGUCCAGGAGAUGAACUUACUGAAGGAGCAGCAGGCACUCCAGACAGUCUGUUUAAAAGGCAUCAAGGUCCUCAACAAAUGCUUUUUGGUCAAUUCGGUAAAGAAGAGGUACCACACCGCGAGCGAGGACUGCAACUCCAUGGGAGGAGUCCUGGUCGCGCCAAUGUCCAGCUCUGAAAACAGUCAACUUCUGGACUACAUUCGGCAGAGUUUGGGGCAGGAGGAGCAGGUGUGGCUGGGAAUCAAUGAUAUGAUUACAGAGGGGGACUGGAUCGACCAAACAGGGAUGAAAAUCACAUACAAGAACUGGGACACGUCCAACUAUAGGUCCCGUCAACCAGAUGGGGGUAUGUCUCAAAACUGUGCUGUCUUGUCCGCUGGGUCCAACGGGAAAUGGUUUGAUGAAAACUGUAGGGAAGAGAAAGCCUCUGUUUGUCAGUUUAACAUUGUCUGAAAAUAUUUGGGUUCACCGAUUAUACAACGGCAUUUUGUAAUAAGGCAGGAUUUUGUAAAAAAGUUUUAAAAGUGUACUGUGUAACAUUUUCUGUGGAGGUCUGUUUCCUGCUUAUGUCUAUGGAAACGUUAUUGCUUUGCUAUGUCACUUCAGAUUACAGGUCAGAUCUGCGGAGAGGUGCUCACGCUCACAAUGAGAAUUAGUUUUUUGGGCAUUAAUACACCUGGAAUUCAAUAAAUGUAAGAUAUAUUAGUUUAAUGCCAUACUGUGGAACAUUCCUGGUAAAACAAUAAUCUAAAUAAUAAAUAAUAAAAAUAAAUCUCCAUGGUGGACCCUCAACCAGAAAUGUUACAUUGUGCACCUUCAAAGUGUAAAAGAGCUGUUAUUUUUGUAAUUAAACCAAAGUUAUUAUUGAUUUGCUGAAAUUUGUAAUAAACUUUGUCAACAAAUUAUCUAUUG
Boleophthalmus pectinirostris (great blue-spotted mudskipper) is the source of this 1072-nucleotide messenger RNA. Its product is annotated as tetranectin-like. The transcript is spliced from 3 exons. The record is from RefSeq and is a predicted model, not a curated record. Lineage: Eukaryota; Metazoa; Chordata; Actinopteri; Gobiiformes; Gobiidae. Bases 11 to 613 code for a protein of 200 amino acids.